GAAAUAACUUUUUUUCUUGUUCUUGCCACCUCAAAAACAAGAACUAAUUUCUCUGUUCUUGUGGAGUAUGUAAAGGGCCUUAUUUUGUGAGGCAGCAGAGUUGUUUUUUCAUUCACCAGAGUCUUUCCAAUUAAGCCAAAUGAGAAGCAGCUGCUCCACCUGUCACAGAGUCUCAAAAUCUAAAGAUGAGGUCCCACAAUACAGACUUCAUUGUGGUGACAUUUAUUUCAUUAUCGCUGCUUCUUUUGAAAGCAAAUGCUGCUUCAAAACUAUCUCAAACAACACUUUCUAACAUAACGGAUAAUGGCACAAAGAUUUGCCAUGAUGGUUUCAUGUCUGUUUACAUAUCAAAGGUGCAAUAUGCAGAUCUUCCCUUCACCAUUUAUGUUCAAGAUGACCGCAGUGGAUAUUACCAAGUCAUCGCUAUAGCAAAACAGUGCCACUACUUCCUUGGAGAAACUGACACCUUUUUCAUCUUAACUGUUGCUUCCAGUGGAUGUUUUGUGAGAAGACAAAAACAUAUGGCAAGUCUGACUGUUGUCAUCGUGACACUUGCAGACAGUGGAAGAGUUAAAAAUAUCAAGUUAAUACCAAUCCUCUGUGAAUCGAAAAUGACAGAAGUGAACAAAAAUCCCCUGGUAUCAAGACAUUUUUUCUGCAACAAGGAUGGCUUCAACAUUACCAUCCACCAGAAUGCUACAGUCCCACCUCUGAACCUGGAUGCAGUCUGGAUUCCUUCCAGCCCAAACUGUAAACCCACAAAAAGAUCAAAGGAUGUUGUCACUUUCAGCUUCCCGUUCACUGAUUGUGGCACUCGGUCUGUGAUAGCUGAUGGAAUUAUAACCUACUGGGUCACCAUUGAGGUGAAACAACAUCUGCCAAAAGGCUCAAUAUUUCGGGACACUCCUUUCCAUCGCACAGUUCAUUGUAGCUUUGCACUGGCCCAAAUUACUCAGCUGGGCAUCAAGGUUCAAGAAGAAAAAUCUGAGUACUUGUCAACAGUGAAGACUGAGGGAGUUCUGCGGACUGAAAUGAGAUUCCGAUUACAAGUCUUUCUAUUCCUCUCAAGACCCACCAACAUUUACAAAGCUCGGCCAGCCUGUGUAUGUGGAGGUGUUUGUUCUCAAACAUGAGAACAAGGAUCUGGUGCUGCUGCUGGAGG
Molecule: messenger RNA, 1162 nt
Organism: Centropristis striata (black sea bass)
Lineage: Eukaryota; Metazoa; Chordata; Actinopteri; Perciformes; Serranidae
Exons: 7
Coding region: 186-1133 (315 amino acids)
Biological process (GO): binding of sperm to zona pellucida; prevention of polyspermy
Cellular component (GO): egg coat
Molecular function (GO): acrosin binding; structural constituent of egg coat
Source: RefSeq, a predicted model, not a curated record